AUGACGGUCUUGACAAUUUCACAAACGUUUUCAUGGCUCCGGUGGUAUAUCACGGACAGCGUCUGCCUGAAACAGAAAAUGCUCAGCGCAACGGAUCCUCUUCAACAACAACAACAACAGAGAAGAAAAGACAAAAGACAAAAUGAUAAAGAAACGGUUCGGUUCAAUCAUUCCCUCUCCUUCGUUUGUUCUCCGAUGAUGUAUAGACCUUUUCAACCUCCAUCGCUAUUGAUUGAUCAGCUUUCACUUGAGUUUACAUACCUACUGGAACUAUACAAUGACUGGCUGUGGUUUUGUUUUCAAAAUACGUCUGACGUGCCCUUCACGAUUCAUGUUCAGGAAUUUCUCGGUGUUCACUUGUUUCAGAGACUAUACCUUUUUCUAUGA
Messenger RNA from Trichophyton rubrum CBS 118892, 387 nucleotides. RefSeq lists its product as uncharacterized. The record is from RefSeq and is a predicted model, not a curated record. Bases 1 to 387 code for a protein of 128 amino acids. NCBI's taxonomy places the organism in Eukaryota, Fungi, Ascomycota, Eurotiomycetes, Onygenales, Arthrodermataceae. The transcript has a single exon.